This is a messenger RNA of Callorhinus ursinus (northern fur seal), 1550 nucleotides long. The record is from RefSeq and is a predicted model, not a curated record. NCBI's taxonomy places the organism in Eukaryota, Metazoa, Chordata, Mammalia, Carnivora, Otariidae.
CCUGUCUUUGGUGGCUUCCUUGAAGUGGCUCAGUGGUGCAUGCAGCCCCACAGUUCCUGCUCCCUCCAGCUAUGACUCACAGAAUCCUUCUGUUAACAGCCUUGGUCUUACUAAGUGAUGGGUUCAACUUGGAGACUGAAAAAGCAACGAUCUUCCAAGACAAUGCAAGGAGCUUCGGGCACAGCGUGGUCCAGCUUGAGGGAUCCCGGUUUGUGGUUGGAGCCCCCCAGGAGAUAAGGGCUGCCAACCAAACAGGUGGCCUCUACCAAUGUGACUACAGCACGGGCAAGUGUGAGUCCAUGCACCUGCAGGUCCCCCUGGAGGCGGUGAACAUGUCUCUGGGCCUGUCUCUGGCAUUUGCCACCAGCCCUUUCCGACUGCUGGCCUGUGGCCCCACUGUGCACCAAACUUGUAAGGAGAACACCUACGUGAACGGCUUAUGCUUCCUGUUUGGACCCAACCUAUGGCAGCAGCCCCAGACUUUCCCAGAGAAGCUCAGAGAGUGCCCUCGGCAGGACAGUGAUAUUGUCUUCUUGAUUGAUGGCUCUGGUAGCAUCAUCCCGAGUGACUUUCAGCGGAUGAAGAACUUUGUCUCAACUGUCAUGAAUCGAUUCAAGAAGUCCAAAACCUUGUUUUCUUUGAUGCAGUUCUCUGAAGAAUUCCAGACUCAUUUCACCUUCAAUCAGUUCAAGAAAAACCCUAACCCAGAAUUUCUGGUGAAAUCAAUACAACAGCUGUACGGGAAGACACACACUGCCACAGGAAUCCGCAAAGUAGUAAGACAACUGUUUCAUAGCAGUAGUGGAGCCCGGGAGAAUGCCCUUAAGAUCCUAGUUGUCAUCACAGAUGGAGAAAAGUUUGGUGAUCCCUUGGAUUACAAGGAUGUCAUCCCUGAAGCAGACAGAGAGGGGAUCAUUCGCUAUGUCAUUGGGGUGGGUGAUGCUUUCAACAGUCCAAAAAAUCGUGAAGAGCUUAAUACCAUUGCAUCCAAGCCUCCUCGUGAUCAUGUGUUCCGGGUGAAUAACUUUGAAGCUCUGAAGACCAUUCAAAACCAGCUUCAGGAAAAGAUCUUUGCAAUUGAGGGUACUCAGACAGGAAGUACCAGCUCCUUUGAACAUGAGAUGUCUCAGGAAGGCUUCAGUGCUGCCAUCACCGCUAAUGGUCUCUUGCUAGGUGCUGUGGGGAGCUUUGACUGGGCUGGUGGAGCCUUUCUUCAUGUGUCAAAGGAUAAAUUUACCUUCAUCAACACAACCAGGGUAGAUUCAGACAUGAACGAUGCUUACUUGGGUUAUGCUGCUGAAGUCAUCUUGAGAAGCAGGGUACAAAACCUGGUUCUUGGGGCACCUCGAUAUCAGCACACUGGCCUGGUGGUGAUAUUCAGAGAGAAUGCUGGUACCUGGGAGACCAAUGCACUUAUCAAGGGCAGCCAGGUAAGUACAGGGCAUGUGGAGUACAAAUGUGCAAACAGAGGCAGCCUGGGGGCUGAGAUUCCAGGAUGGGCAUCACCAGGUGCCAUGUGUAUCAGAGUUUUGUAAAGGAGGUUUCAGAGG